Molecule: messenger RNA, 2193 nt
Organism: Puccinia graminis f. sp. tritici CRL 75-36-700-3
Lineage: Eukaryota; Fungi; Basidiomycota; Pucciniomycetes; Pucciniales; Pucciniaceae
Exons: 9
Coding region: 136-2079 (647 amino acids)
Cellular component (GO): nucleus
Molecular function (GO): protein binding
Source: RefSeq, a predicted model, not a curated record
CAAAGUUUCAACUUCAAGGAGGGCAAACUACUAACAACAACAAACCAACCACAACAACAACAACAUCAAACUACUUAAAGACGUAUAACGAGACAUGAAGAUAGCAGGACACCCAUCUCAUCAUCGAGAAAGAGAAUGACAAUCAACAACAACAACAACCGAGACAUCCAAAACCAGAAUCAGAAACCAGAAACUACUAUGACGACCACCUCCUCCGACUCAGACCAGAACAAGAACUGUACUCCAAAACUAUUCAAAAAUAAUAAAUCAGUUCACAUCUCAAUCGAUCCUAAUAAACCUUCGAGAGGUAGAGGAUUAUUCAUCAAGAAACAGCUCAACUCGAAAAUCAAACCAGGCACCACACUACUCUCUCUGGUCCCUCAUGUGGCCGUACUCGAUACCUCAUCCCUAUCAUCAAGAUGCUCCUGUUGCUUCUUAGAGAAACAAGACUUCGAACUGGACAAUCCAUCCACUCCAUCCAAUCGGACGAUACGAAGGUGUGGGAAAUGCAAGGUCAUAGCCUACUGUGGUUCGAACUGCCAACAACUGGAUUGGGCAUCCCAUAAACCCGAAUGUACGGCCUUGGUAAACUAUGCAAAACUAGCAGAAGAAGCCAUCAAGGCCAAUCAGAAAUCCAAAUCAAGAAGUAGUCCUGGCGGGAUUGGCUUGAAGGAUUCCUUCGGACUGGGUGGAGACGAACCGGAUAACGAUCCACAGACGAUCUCACGCAUCCCAAGUGCGACGGUCAGAGCCCUAGGUAGACUGAUUUGGAAGAAACGCAAGGAAGAAAAACUUAACCCGGAUUGGUGGACAGGACUGAGCGAGCUUCAACACCACUUGAACGAAUACAAUUCAACCCAAAAAGAAUCACUCAUGCAGCUCAGUGUCACCCUCAGCCGAUACGUAGGAAAUCAGGAAUUACUGGCAGUCUUUGAAUCUGCUUCAGCCUUGCUACCAUUAUGCUCACGGUUCAUCGAUAAUUCUUUCACACUCACCUCGAUCAUUCUCGAUCAAAUCGGGGUCGUCUUCGUUCCCUCAGCCGCCUUCAUCAACCAUUCCUGCAAUCCCAAUGCAGUCGUUGUGUUUCCCGAGGGAGGAGAGGGAGCUGGUAGCACGGCGGGGAAAGAAUGGGUGAAAGUGAUUGCGAUCAAGCCCAUUGAACCUGGAGAAGAGAUUGUCACGUCUUACAUCGAUUCAGCUGGGACCCGUCAGGAACGUCGGAAUGAACUCGUGAAGCGAUACAAGUUCGUCUGUGACUGUCAGGCGUGUCAAUCCGAUUGGAACGAUCAGCAAGUCGAUCCAAGGGAAGCGCUCAAAUGUCCCAAAUGUACCAACUGGUUUUCUAUUGGUCCCAAAAGACCAGAUGGGGCGGAUUCCAGUAAUAUCUCUUCACCAGCUUUCGAGAUGUCAUCGCCCAGUAGUAGUCGUCCAGAUGCCGGUCCAUCUUCUUCGAAACGGGCCGUCAGAAAGGAGAUCGCUUGUCCUCAUUGUGGAUUCUCUCGAUUGAUUGAUGUGGAGGGACAGCGGUCUGCAAUCAAAAAAUCUGGUAAAGCUUUGGAUCCUGCAAAGGAGCCAGCCAAAGCGGCUUAUUAUGCAGAAAAAGCUAUGGAAUGGUUCCAAAGUAAACUCUCGCCGUUCACAUUUGGGUCAGGAUUUUAUCCGAUUCUAGAUCUACGGCGGAUGCGGAUGGCGAGUUAUCUGAUGCGACCGCAGAAGAGCAACCUAAGCCAAGCGACGAGCGAUGUGCAACAGAUCUUGGGGGGAGUCCACGAGAUCUACGGGGUCGGGCAUCCGAGCAGCGUGGUGACACGGUCGGUGAUUGCCCAGGUGUAUGGACAUCUGUGCGCGUCGACGGUCGAGGCCGAGGCCAAGCCGGCCAAUGCGCGUCAGAUCUCAGUCGAGCUCCAGCUCUUCGAGAACCUGAGGGCUUAUCAGGCCGCCGCUUUGGACGAGGCCCGGAUCGGAUUCGGCGCGGCUCAUGGCGGAGGAAGACUCGGUCGGUCGAUCGCAAGGUCGAUCGAACUCACCGAACGCGAAAUCAUCGCGCUCAGAAGACUCCUGCAAUCCUCUACCUCGUAAAAAAACCCCCCACCGUUUACCUUCUUUUACUCUUUCAUACUUUUUUUUUAUUGGUCGAUAGGAUCGACUUGGUUCACAAAAUGAAGAAGAAGAAGAAAAUCAACUCGGUUUCUU